Messenger RNA from Racocetra persica, 1333 nucleotides. Lineage: Eukaryota; Fungi; Glomeromycota; Glomeromycetes; Diversisporales; Gigasporaceae. The record is from the annotation of a GenBank genome assembly.
AUGGCAGAAACUGUAACGAAUUCGAACUCGGUUGAAAAUACUACUGUAUCGGCAACUCAAAGUUCUGAACAAUCUAAUGAGUCAACUCAAAUACAACUGGAAGAAACUUCUGGCAUAACACUUAAUUCCGAGCAUGAAAAAAUAUUAAAUGAUCAAAUCCUUCCUGGAAAAACGAAAGCAUCUUAUAGUCAAUUAUAUCGGUUCGCUACGAAACGCGAUUGGUUGAUUAUGAUUAUUGGUCUGGUAUUUGCUGGCUCUGCCGGUGCAACUAUGCCUUUAAUGACGAUCAUUUUUGGAAGGAUGAUCGAUUACUUUACUCUCUUUUUAACUCAUAAAAUAACAGGAGAUGAAUUUUCCACUGAAAUUAACCUUUAUUCCUUAUAUUUCAUAUACCUCGCCAUUCUUACCUUUGUUGCCACUUAUAUAUAUAUGGCAACUUGGGUAUACACUGGAGAAAGGCAGGCUCGGAAGAUUCGGGAAAAUUAUCUCCGUGCCGUUCUCCGCCAAAAUAUUGCCUAUUUUGAUGGUAUUGGUCCCGGUGAAAUUACUACUCGCAUUUCUUCUGACACUCAUUUGAUUCAAGAUGGUAUAAGUGAAAAGGCCUCGGUUGCUUUCCAGUAUAUCGCCCAAUUUAUUUCUGCCUUUAUAAUCGCGUUCACUACGAAUUGGAAAAUGACUUUGGUGAUUUGUUGCGUAAUUCCUAUAAUCGGAAUAAGCAGCGUAACAAUUAACAAAUUUAACACCCUUUUUACGAGACGAAGUUCUGAUUUCUAUUCAUUAGCUGGAUCUAUUGCCGAAGAAUCUAUUUCUGCUAUUAGAACUACCGUAUCAUUUGGUGCUCAAAAAAAAUUAUCUGCUCUUUACGAUGCUUAUUUAGUACAUGCAAGGCGUGAAGGGAUUAAAAAAUCAAUUACAAAUAGUUCUGGUGUCGGUGCUCUAUUCUUUUUCGUUUAUUGUACUUACGCUUUAGGCUUUUGGUAUGGUUCAACUUUACUUAUUUCUCAUGAAGUGUCUCCUGGCCAGGUUGUAAAUGUUUUCUUUGCCGUAAUUAUUGGUGCAUUUUCUCUUGCACAUCUCGCUCCAGAUAUACAAGCUUUUGGACUUGCUGUCGGUGCUGGUGCAAAGAUUUUUGAAACAAUUAAUCGUAUUCCACCGAUAGAUUCUUAUUCUAAAGAUGGUGAACAACCUUCUAGUUGUGAAGGUCGAAUUCAAUUUAAAAAUGUUUCAUUUGUUUAUCCUUCUCGACCUAAGGUUAGAACUUUAAAUGAUGUAUCGUUGGAUAUUGAACCUGGUACUACUGUCGCUCUUGUUGGUACUUCUGGAUCUGGAAAAA